AUGUGGACUGGCUGGUGGCUCUGGCCCCUGGUGGCCAUCUGCACUGCAGACCAGUUCCGGGACAAUGCGGUGAGACUCAUGCAGAGCACACCUGUCAUCGACGGGCACAAUGACCUUCCCUGGCAGCUGCUGAACAAGUUCAACAAUCAGCUUCAGGACCCGAGGGCCAACCUGACCAGCCUGAACGGCACGCACACCAACAUCCCCAAGCUGAAGGCUGGCUUUGUGGGGGCCCAGUUCUGGUCUGCGUACACGCCCUGCGACACCCAGAACAAGGAUUCCGUGAAGCGGACGCUGGAGCAGAUUGACGUCAUCCAGCGCAUGUGCCAGCUCUACCCCGAGACCUUCCUGUGUGUCACGGACAGCGCAGGCAUCCGGCAGGCCUUUCAGGAGGGGAAGGUGGCCAGUCUGGUUGGCGUGGAGGGCGGCCACUCCAUCGACAGCAGCCUGGGUGUCCUGCGGGCGCUCUACCACCUGGGCAUGCGCUACCUGACUCUCACCCACAGCUGCAACACGCCCUGGGCCGACAACUGGCUGGUGGACACAGGAGAGGAUGAAGCCCAGAGUCAAGGCCUCUCAUCCUUUGGGCAGAGCGUCGUGAAGGAGAUGAACCGGCUGGGCGUCAUCAUUGACUUGGCCCACGUAUCCGUGGCCACCAUGGAGGCCGCUCUGCAGCUGUCCAAGGCCCCGGUCGUCUUCAGCCACUCCUCGGCCUACAGCGUGUGCCAGCACCAUCGCAAUGUGCCUGACCACGUGCUGCAGCUGGUGAAGCAGACGGGCAGCCUGGUGAUGGUGAACUUCUACAAUGACUAUGUUUCCUGCAAAGCGGAGGCCAAUUUGUCCCAAGUGGCAGACCACCUGGACUACAUCAAGAAGGUUGCAGGAGCUGGAGCCGUGGGCUUUGGUGGGGACUACGAUGGCGUGUCCAGGCUCCCCUCCGGGCUGGAGGAUGUGUCCAAGUAUCCAGACCUGGUCGCUGAGCUGCUCAGGAGACAGUGGACGGAGGCGGAGGUCAGAGGUGCCCUGGCUGAAAACUUGCUGAGGGUCUUCGAGGCCGUGGAGCAGGUUAGUGAUCACAAGCAGGCUCCUGGAGAGGAGCCCAUCCCACUGGGCCAGCUGGAGGCUUCCUGCAGGACCAAGUACGGCUACUCAGCGGCCCCCAUCCUCCACCUCCAGCCAGGGGCCCUGCUGGCCUCCCUUGUGACCCUCCUCCUCAGCCUGUAUCUUCUCUGA
This is a messenger RNA of Rangifer tarandus platyrhynchus (Svalbard reindeer), 1233 nucleotides long. The record is from the annotation of a GenBank genome assembly. NCBI's taxonomy places the organism in Eukaryota, Metazoa, Chordata, Mammalia, Artiodactyla, Cervidae.